AUGCUUUCGCUAAAGGAGGAGUGCCUCCACCCCAAGACAGGAAAGCCAUACAUUGUUUCGAGUACAGGAGGGAAGGAGUGUUCUGUGGAGGGAAUGCAGAACGGCAUUACGCAUGUCUUCGUCGUCGAGUUCGCAUCUGUCGAGGAUCGCGACUAUUACGCGAAGGAAGACCCGAAACACCUUGCUUUCGGUACAAGUCUGGGUCCUAUCGUCGCACAAGUACAGGUGGUGGACAUCGAAAAUGGUGUUUCCUGA
This is a messenger RNA of Aspergillus fischeri NRRL 181, 255 nucleotides long. Its product is annotated as Dabb family protein. The transcript has 2 exons. The record is from RefSeq and is a predicted model, not a curated record. Bases 1 to 255 code for a protein of 84 amino acids. Lineage: Eukaryota; Fungi; Ascomycota; Eurotiomycetes; Eurotiales; Aspergillaceae.